Molecule: messenger RNA, 1697 nt
Organism: Diceros bicornis minor
Lineage: Eukaryota; Metazoa; Chordata; Mammalia; Perissodactyla; Rhinocerotidae
Product: pancreatic alpha-amylase
Exons: 11
Coding region: 132-1667 (511 amino acids)
Biological process (GO): carbohydrate metabolic process
Molecular function (GO): alpha-amylase activity; cation binding
Source: RefSeq, a predicted model, not a curated record
CGGAGCGCAUGCACUAAACUGCUUUCACCACCGGGGCGGCCCCUGAAGUCUACCUUUAAGAAGCUUGGUCCAGAAUGAUGCACAUGUAUAUAAAUAGUUGCUGGAAAGACCACUGACAACCUCAAAGCACAAUGAAGUUCCUUCUGUUACUUUCAGCCAUUGGGUUCUGCUGGGCUCAGUAUGACCCAAAUAUCGAAACUGGACGGACGUCUAUUGUCCAUCUGUUUGAGUGGCGCUGGGUUGAUAUCGCUCUUGAAUGUGAGCGAUACUUAGCUCCCAAAGGAUUUGGAGGGGUUCAGGUCUCUCCACCCAAUGAAAAUAUUGUGGUUUCUAGCCCUUCAAGGCCUUGGUGGGAAAGAUACCAACCAAUUAGCUACAAGUUAUGUACAAGAUCAGGAAAUGAAAAUGAAUUCAUAGACAUGGUGACUAGAUGUAACAACGUUGGUGUUCGUAUUUAUGUGGAUGCUGUAAUUAACCAUAUGUGUGGAAGUGGUGCGGGUGAAGGAACGAGCAGUACUUGUGGAAGUUACUUCAACGCUGGAAGUAGGGAUUUUCCGGCAGUCCCAUACUCUGCUUGGGAUUUUAAUGAUGGUAAAUGUCAAAGUGCAAGUGGAGAGAUUGAGAGCUACUAUGAUAUUUACCAGGUCAGAGAUUGUCGUCUGACUGGUCUUCUUGAUCUUGCACUGGAGAAAGAUUAUGUGCGUUCCACGAUUGCUGAUUAUCUGAAUUUCCUCAUUGACAUUGGUGUAGCAGGGUUCAGACUGGAUGCUUCUAAGCACAUGUGGCCUGGAGACAUAAAGGCAAUUUUGGAUAAACUGAAUAAUCUAAACACAAACUGGUUCCCUGAAGGAAGUAAACCUUUCAUUUACCAGGAGGUAAUUGAUCUGGGUAAUGAGCCAAUUACAGGGAGCGAGUACUUUGGAAAUGGCCGUGUCACAGAAUUCAAGUAUGGUGCUAAACUAGGCACAGUUCUGCGCAAGUGGGAUGGAGAGAAGAUGGCAUACUUAGUGAACUGGGGAGAAGGCUGGGGUUUCGUGCCUUCUGACAGAGCACUUGUCUUUGUGGAUAACCAUGACAAUCAGCGAGGACACGGAGCUGGAGGAGCAUCUAUUCUUACAUUCUGGGACGCUAGACUGUACAAAAUGGCAGUUGGAUUUAUGCUCGCUCAUCCUUAUGGAUUUACAAGAGUAAUGUCAAGCUACCGUUGGGACAGAUAUUUUGAGAAUGGAGAGGAUGUUAAUAAUUGGAUGGGGCCACCAAAUGAUAAUGGAGUGAUUAAAGAAGUUACUAUUAAUCCAGACACUACUUGUGGCAAUGGCUGGGUCUGUGAACACCGGUGGCGUCAAAUAAGGAACAUGGUUGAGUUCCGUAAUGUAGUUGAUGGCCAAUCUUUUACAAACUGGUGGGAUAAUGGUAGCAACCAAGUAGCUUUUGGAAGAGGAAACAAAGGAUUCAUUGUCUUUAACAAUGAUGACUUGACAUUAUCUUCAACUUUGCAAACUGGUCUUCCUGCUGGCACAUAUUGUGAUGUUAUUUCUGGAGAUAAAAUUGAUGGCGAUUGUACAGGAAUUAAAAUCUAUGUUUCCGAUGACAGCAAGGCUUACUUUUCUAUUAGUAACACUGCCGAAGAUCCAUUUAUUGCAAUUCAUGCUGAAUCAAAAUUGUAAAACUUGAAAUAAAUACAUAUACCCAGCAGA